Messenger RNA from Bubalus bubalis (water buffalo), 3904 nucleotides. RefSeq names its product UDP-glucuronosyltransferase 2C1. Bases 890 to 2479 code for a protein of 529 amino acids. The transcript is spliced from 6 exons. NCBI's taxonomy places the organism in Eukaryota, Metazoa, Chordata, Mammalia, Artiodactyla, Bovidae. The record is from RefSeq and is a predicted model, not a curated record. Gene Ontology annotation, molecular function: UDP-glycosyltransferase activity.
AUGGACAUGGGUUUGAGCAAGCUCUGGGAGAUGGUGAAGGAUGGUGAAGCUUGGCGUGCUGUAGUCCAUGGGGUUGCAAAGAGUUGGACACAACUGAGUGUCCAACAGUGGAGACUUGGCAGGCCAGGAAAGAGUUGUUUGGUUUGUUCAAAGUUCUGAAAGAGAAAAUAUGUGACCUAAAAUAUUUUACUUGAAAAUGAAUUCCUUCUUAAAUAAUAAGAGAUAAUUAGUUCCCAGACAAUCAAAAUAUGAGUGUGUAUAAAAUUAUAGACAAAUAUCGGUGGUUCAGUGGAUAAAGGAUCUACUAUCAGUAAAAGAAAUAUUAGAGAGACCAUUCUGUUCAAUGAACAUUCAAAUCAAAUCAGAGGAAAAGAUCCAAAAAAUCUAGUCUUAAUUGAAUAUUCAUCAAAUGAUGAUGAACUUUCUUAACAUUAUUUAGAAAUUACUAUGAAUUGAUGUCUAACUUCAUGUCCUCUGUUUUUGAUAUCCAUGAAAAGAAGUUUUGAAAAUCUCAUUCUGAAGUUUUUUGUUUGUUUUGUUUUUUCUGUAGCUAUUUCUUCCUGACCCUGGGAUUGAAUCCAGGUCUCCUGCAUUGAGUGCAGAUUCUCUACCAUAUGAACCAUCAGGGAAGCUCAUAAAAGAAGUUUGGAAACUCAUUCUGAGGUGUUCCUCUUUUUCCCUUAAUUAUUUUAUUGACAUUAUCGACUGUUUCUUUUUUUUUUUUUUUCCAUCAAGGCAGUUUCAUUUUGUUUUAAUCUUUAAUAUAAAGUACAUAAAUCAAAGUUCAAUCCUACCUAGUAUAAUUGAUUGGGAGAGUCAAGGAGAGAUGUUUGGAUUUUGAGUUUCAUGCACUUGGUCCAAGCCCAGAUUUAGUUUCAGCGAGUUGAUUAUGAAGACUGUGAAAGGCUUCUAUGUCCUUUUCAUGCUGCAUCUAUGGUUCUUUGACUCUGGAAGGACCGGAAAGAUACUUGUAUGGCCCAUGGAUUUCAGUCACUGGAUUAAUUUAAAGAUUAUUCUGGAUGAACUCUACCUUGGUGGGCAUGAGAUAACUGUCCUCAUACCUUCAACAAGUUCUCUGCUUGAUCAUACCCAGAUUCCCUUUAACGUGGAGAUCCUUGAAAUUCCAAUAAGUAAAGAAAGUUUCAUGGAAGAAUUCACUGCUAAUCUCUACACACUUUCUUUUGAACUGCCGAAAGUUUCAUGGUGGGAGAGGCAAGUACGACUGACGAAAAUGUUGAAAACGUUUUUAGCAACAAUCAGAAGCAUUUGUGACAGUGUUGUCAUGAACAAGGAGUUGCUCACCAGGCUUCAGGCAGCUAAGUUUGAUAUCUGUAUUGCUGACCCUUUAAGCUUCUGUGGGGAGUUAGUGGCUGAGCUUCUCAACAUUCCAUUUAUAUACUCCUUUCGGUUUUCCUAUGGGAAUGUCAUUGAGAGAUUGUGUGCUGGGCUUCCUAUGCCUUCUUCAUAUGUUCCUGGCACCGUAUCAGGACUGACAGACAGCAUGACUUUUAUACAGAGGCUGGAGAACUGGUUAUCAUAUACAGUGAAUGACGUGAUGUAUUCAUAUUUUGUAUUUCCAGAAUGGGAUGAAUAUUACAGCAAGGUUUUAGGAAAAUCUACCAAAUUAUGUGAGAUUAUGGGAAAAGCUGAAAUGUGGUUGAUUCGAACUAACUGGGAUUUUGAAUUUCCUCACCCUUUCUUACCUAACUUUGAAUUUGUUGGAGGACUGCACUGCAAGCCUGCAAAACCCUUGCCUAAGGAGUUUGAAGAGUUUGUUCAAAGUUCUGGAAAAAAUGGAGUCGUGGUGUUUACUCUGGGAUCAAUGGUCAAAAACCUCACAGAAGAAAACUCUAAAAUGAUUGCAUCAGCCCUUGCCCAAAUUCCACAAAAGGUUCUGUGGAAAUAUGGAGGAAAGAAACCAGAAAAUUUAGGAGCCAAUACCCGGAUAUAUGAAUGGAUUCCACAGAAUGAUCUUCUUGGUCAUCCCAAAACCAGAGCUUUUAUCACUCACUGUGGAACCAAUGGUGUCUAUGAAGCUAUCUACCAUGGGGUCCCUAUGGUGGGAAUCCCCCUGUUUGGUGAUCAGUAUGGCAAUGUUGCUCGUGUUAAAGCCAAAGGAGCGGCUAUUGAAUUAGACUUGCAGAGAAUGACGAGUUCCGAUCUGCUUAACGCUUUGAAGGCAGUUAUUAACAACCCUAGCUAUAAAGAGAAUGCUAUGGAGUUAUCAAGAAUUCACCAUGAUACACCGGUGAAGCCCCUCAAACGAGCAGUCUUCUGGAUUGAGUUUAUCAUGCAUCACAAAGGAGCCAAACAUCUUCGACCAGCCUUUCACGACCUCACCUGGUACCAGCACCACUCUUUGGAUGUGAUUGGCUUCCUGCUAGCUUGUGUGGCAACUAUUAUAUUCCUGGUCACUAAAUGUUGCCUGUUUUGUUGUGGGAAGUUUGGUAAAAUUUCCAAGAAGAAAAAGAGAGAGUAGUUUUUGUUUUUUUUUUAACAGUUGGACUAGAAAUCUUGAUGAAAUCCAUCUGAAUUAUCCCAGGCACUGAUUUGAACAGAUUUCUACUCUCUUGGGUUCUUGUCCAUUCCUCAGCUUAUCGAGUCAAAGUUCAAACUCUCACUCCAAAAAUAUGCCAUAUGAUUUAUAAUUAUGGUUUAAAAGAAUCCUUUCUUUAAAAAGAGAGGAUAAACAAAUAAACAAUGUAAAAGUUGCUACCAUUAAUGAUGUAGUGGUUUACUUCAUUCAUUGCCUUCAGUUCAAUAAGUUGAGAUGCUGUUUGAGGCCUUACAAACAUAACAAGUAAUUCUAUUUUCAGUACUAACCGUAUUGAAUACUUCCUUAAUAUCUGACAUGAUUUUGGGUUCCAUAUUCUAAAGGAACUAGACAAGGAGUGAUGUAGAGCACACUCUAGUCAGAGCUUUCCUUCCAGUCAGGAUGAUCAGGAACUUGUAGGGUUUCUACUCAUCUGUAAAGCACAUUUUACACCAUCAAUUUUCUUUCAUAUCAUACAUUAGAUGUUGUCCCUCUUAAAAUACAAAGCUUUGCUUUGUAUUUGAAGACUGCCCUUCAUUUGGAUAUUAGUAAUGAUAAUACUCAUUUGAUAACAAUAAUAGUACUUAAUUUGUAUUGUAACACUUCAUAGCUUCAGAGAACUAGUGAUUUUCAUAUAUUAGCAUGAUUGUUGGUACGAUGGAGCAAAAGUAAAUGACUGGAAUUUAAUACCCAUCCUUUCAAAGUAACAAUUUUUUAAACAUUUAUCUUAAUUUAUUUAUUUAUCUUUCACUGUGUUAUGUCUUCAUUGCUGCACAUGGGCCUUCUCUAGGUGCAGUGAGCAGGGGCUUCUCUAGUUGCAGUCCGUGGGCUUUUCAUUGAGGUGGUUUCUUUUAUUGCAGAGCACAGGCUCUAGGAUACGUGAGUGUCAGUAGUUGUAGCCUGGGGGCUGUAGAGUGGGAGUUCAGUAGUUUUACUGAACAGGCUUAGUUGCCUCGUGGCAGGUGAGAUCUUUCUGGACCAGGGAUUGAACUCGUGUCUCCUUCAGUGGCAGGUGGGUUCUUAACUACUGGACCAACAGGCAAGCCCUAAACUAACUUAAUUAAAAAAUUUUUUUCCUAUAUUAAUUUUACUUAGAACAUAUACAUUUGGAGAGAGAAGCAAACUUCUUAGAGCUACACUGCAUAUUCAUUGGGGAAAAUGCAUUUCUCAGAAAUGCUAUUUGCUAUGGGGAAUGAUUUCUCCAUCUAAAGAGAAACACAGUGGGUUUUCUCAUUUCCUCCUUCACUUCCAUCACUUCCCCUGGUCUUCUCAUAAAUGGUCCUUUGAUCACUAUUACAAGCACAAGUACUUAGGCUUCUUAUUAACUAGCAUCUGCUGGAAAUCUGCAGUAAGCUUGAAAACACAGCUUGA